Messenger RNA from Daldinia decipiens, 807 nucleotides. RefSeq lists its product as uncharacterized. The transcript has 4 exons. The record is from RefSeq and is a predicted model, not a curated record. Gene Ontology annotation, molecular function: peptidase activity. Bases 1 to 807 code for a protein of 268 amino acids. Lineage: Eukaryota; Fungi; Ascomycota; Sordariomycetes; Xylariales; Hypoxylaceae.
AUGGAGGCAAAGCACAAAGCCGUCGAGGUGCCGAGUAAACAUCAGUCUUCUCGCCCCACAAGAAUCCUAAUCUGGGUCAUCCUACCGGCCAUCUUUGUCGCUCUCGGUAUCGCAUCGCCCCCGACGGCGCUGCUUUCCUUGACGGAUAUCGAGACCUUCGUUUGGACGUAUGUGCUUGUCGGUACCGUUGGCGUUUUCGCUGUCAUUGUUGUCCAAUCCCUCUUAUUCUACCUAUCCAACUAUGCGCUGUUCCCGUCCUCGGCGCGUACCUUUCUUGCUGAAUUCGCAAGGGGUGAAGGUGAAGUCUCUGGCCUAGAUGCCGAGACAUCAGCUAUGAGAAGACGGAUAGCCGGUAGUUGGCAGUAUUGGACUUUCAUGUUCUUGUUCGCGUACCUUGCCGCUCUAGGUUUCAGUACCUUCGAGGACAUCGGGUUCAUCUAUGCUGCCGUGCAGGAGAAUAAGGGCGUUGCGCAUCUUGCGCUGGCUAUUGUUGAACGCGUACUUAUCGGUUCGCCCAUGCAUCUGAUAAGCGGCCUACUCAUCGGUCUAGGCACCGCCGGCCGGGACUUCCGCGGGAAGAGCUCAAGUCUAGCACAUAUUAUAGAUCUUCCCGCCCUCAUCCACGGGGCCUGGGACUUCUCCCUAUUUAGCACCAGUGCCUUAAACGGGAAUGUUGGAUGGAUCCACCCAUACGGGAAGUCGUUACUGGCUGUUGUCGUUAUUUAUGUUAUCGUCGAAGGUACACUGCUUUUCGUCGUCCAGAGACAAUUUACUAGUUGGAACUCUCACGAGAGUAAAACGAAGUAA